Molecule: messenger RNA, 357 nt
Organism: Talaromyces stipitatus ATCC 10500
Lineage: Eukaryota; Fungi; Ascomycota; Eurotiomycetes; Eurotiales; Trichocomaceae
Exons: 2
Coding region: 1-357 (118 amino acids)
Source: RefSeq, a predicted model, not a curated record
AUGGAAAUUCGUCCUUCCGAGCACGAGAUGAAACCAGAAUCAGAAAGUGUCAAUCAGCAUAAAUGCACGGACAGUUGGGUUUUACCAACCGCUGAUCCCAGUGGUGUCCACAACGCUGGUUCCCUUAUGGCGGAGGACGGGGCUAAAAAUACUGGGCGAAUGGAACAGAAAUCUGAUUCUACGAUGAACGACUUACCAUUGGAGGAUACAAAUGUCGAAGACUCACAACGGGGUCUGAAUCAAGCAUUUGCCGAAUUCAUGUUUUUCUUCUCCAAGAAUCCGAGAAAGAAAGCACCGCUCUACAACAUGACGCUAUCUCCUCAAGUCAGUAAAUGGUCCAUUCGCUACAAGUCAUGA